AUGGCGCUCAUGUAUGGAAAAGAAAAGGAUGACAAUGAUCUGGAUACUACAGACCCUGGCUUCUGCACGUUCUUCUCUAAGCUGCCCGCAAAAUCUCCAGACACGACGGGAACUGUGCGACUCUUCUCUCGGUAUGCUAACAACGAUAACUUCUACACCGCGCAUGGGCCGGAUGCGCUUUACAUCGCUCAACACGUGUUCCACACCAACUCGGUGCUAAAGUAUCUCGGGGCAGGCGGACGGCAGGCAGGACUGCCCAGCGUGAAUUUAAGCUCGAGUGUGGCAAAAACAUUCCUGCGGGAGGCCCUCACAGUCAAACAGUUGAAGGUGGAGAUAUGGGUGCCAGAGCCUGGGCAGGGAAGAAAGGCGAAAAAGUUCGUAUUGGACAAAGAGGCAUCCCCUGGCAACCUCUCGGCUGUCGAAGACCUUUUGUUCAUCGACAAUGAUAUCCUAUCAGCACCGAUGGUCAUGGCUAUCAAAAUCUCUUCCACGCCGUCUGUUCCAGGGUCUUCGAGCAAAGUCAAGAAUAAGACAGUCGGUAUCGCGUUCGCUGACUCCAGCACUCGCCAGCUCGGAGUCGCGGAUUUUGUGGACAAUGACCUGUUCUCGAACACCGAAACACUCGUAAUUCAGCUGGGCGUGAAAGAGGCUUUGAUAACCACAGGGACCGCAUCGGGCUCAACAGAUCGAGAUUUUGACCUCAAGAAGCUCAAAGAUGUACUUGAUCGCUGUGGAGUGGUCGUCACUGAGAGGAAACCCAGUGAAUUCACCGCGAAGCAUGUCGAUCAAGACCUCACUUGCCUUCUCGCUGCCACCCCUUCUGUAACAGCUGACGUGUCGACUGUGAUUCCGCAACUGAGCCUACCGACUGCACCAGGCGCUCUGGCGGGCCUACUCAUCUAUCUAUCUCUCUUAUCUGACUCUUCGAAUCACGGUGCGUGGACGAUCCGCACGCACGAUCUCGACCAAUAUAUGCGCCUCGACGCCAGUGCACUGCGUGCGUUGAACCUUGUCGAGGUUGGAGGGGGCACGUCGACGAGAAACACCACGCUGCUGGGCCUAUUGAACAAAUGCAAAACCGCGCAGGGUACUCGUAUGCUUGGCAGCUGGCUGAAACAGCCCCUCGUCAAUAGACACGAAAUAUUGAAAAAGCAGGAUUUGGUCGAGACCUUUGUCGAGGAUGGAAACGCGCGAAAGACACUUCAGGACGACUUCAUGAAGUUAAUGCCGGAUAUGCAUCGUAUCAGCAAGCGGUUUCAGAAAUCCGUGGCAUCGCUAGAAGAUGUCGUGCGCGUGUAUCAGGCUGUGCUCAAACUCAAGGGAUUGAUAGAGACACUCAAGCACGUAGAUACAAGAACCGACCGUGCAAAAGAGCUCAUCGAUGAGAUGUACCUUACACACUUCGAGAAAUACUCCGAGUCGCUUGAAAAGUACGCCGAGAUGGUCGAGCAGACACUCGACCUCACCGAGCUCGAACGGCACAAUUUUGUGAUUAAACCCGACUAUGACGAGCGAUUGCAGAAUCUAGCGGACAAAUUGUUCGAGGUCCGUGAUGGGCUGGACACGGAGCAUGCCGAAGUCGGCACGGACCUGGGGCUGGAGCUUGACAAGAAGCUUCAUCUGGAAAAUUCAGCGACUUAUGGUUACUGUUUCCGUUUGACGAAAAACGAUGCCAAGGCGAUACAAAACAAGCGCAAGUAUAUUGAGCUUGGGACGAUAAAAUCAGGGGUAUACUUCACGACGACAGGAUUGAAGGAACUUGCCGAGGAGUAUCAAAAUGCGACGCAGGCGUAUUCAAAAACGCAGAGUGGGUUGGUCAAAGAAGUUUCUGUAAUCCAUGAUAAUAACCUCGACGUUGACCUGGCGCGAUUGCUAGCAACAUACACACCGGUACUAGAGGCGCUCAAUGGCAAUCUUGCACACCUGGACGUCAUAUUAAGGCUUGUCGUGUUUCCUCCUCCGGUGGCAGUAAGCGCGCCGGAGCAGUAUGUCAAGCCCAUAGUGGUCGAGAAAGGAGCAGGAGACCUUGUUUUGAAAGAAGCUCGGCAUCCCUGUCUUGAAGUCCAAGAUGACAUGAGCUUCAUACCAAAUGAUGUAGAGAUGAUAAAGGACAAAAGUGAAUUCCAGAUUAUUACCGGGCCUAAUAUGGGCGGAAAGAGCACUUAUAUCCGACAGGUUGGCGUGAUUGCGCUCAUGGCGCAAACGGGCUCGUUCGUGCCUUGCUCGGAGGCACAAAUACCCAUCUUUGAUUCUAUCCUGUGUCGUGUGGGCGCAGGGGACAGUCAGCUGAAAGGGAUCUCCACGUUCAUGGCGGAGAUGUUAGAGACUGCUACGAUCUUGAAGUCUGCCACCAAAGAUUCGUUAAUUAUCAUCGAUGAGCUUGGUAGAGGCACAUCAACCUAUGAUGGCUUCGGACUUGCAUGGGCAAUUUCAGAGCACAUCGCGUCGCAGAUUCACGCUUUUUGCCUCUUCGCAACCCACUUCCACGAGCUCACCGCUCUCGACCAAGAGCUAUCGCAUGUGCAAAACUUGCAUGUCGUUGCGCAUGUGUCCGACUCUUCCGAGACAUCGAAAGAGAAGGACAUCACGUUGCUGUACAAAGUCGAACCCGGUGUCAGCGAUCAAAGUUUCGGUAUUCAUGUGGCGGAGCUGGCUAAUUUCCCGGAAUCCGUAGUCAAGCUUGCGCGGCGCACGGCCGAUGAGCUUGAGGACUUCAAAGUCGAUGAGUCGUCAAAAGAUGGAGAUUUCUCACCAGAGGUCACAGAAGAAGGCAUCAAGAUAGUUGAAGAUCUACUUAAGACCUGGGCUUCACGUACUUCGUCUUCAUCCAUGGACGACGGCGAGGAUGUAAUCAUGUCCGAUGAACUGUCACCACAAGCCCAGUUAGAAGAACUCAAAACGUGCUUCGCUGAGAUUCAGCCACGCAUUGAUGGAAAUCCAUGGGUCCAAUCUCUUCUCGCCUCGUUAUAGUCUGUCCUGAUUCAUGUUCUGUUUUACUCCUCACCGACGGAGGGUAACGCACCCGUAAACUGUACAUUGGUAUUCGCGCACGCUAUCACUUGCUAUGUUUUGCUAUGUUGCUAUUCUUUUGCUCCCGAAGCUCAUACGGACAAAAACAAUCGUGUUAUCGACAUCCUGGAUACGAGAAUAAUUCUGAAUCAGAGAAAUUGCGUACCCAGGAGCGGGGCGGAAGUUAGACGGAAUAGAUGCAUCAUGUAGAAGUUUACAAGGUCAUGAAUUCUCGACGAUUCCUGACGGAUGAGCUUUGAAAAACCAUAUUAAGAUCG
Heterobasidion irregulare TC 32-1 is the source of this 3287-nucleotide messenger RNA. RefSeq lists its product as uncharacterized. Lineage: Eukaryota; Fungi; Basidiomycota; Agaricomycetes; Russulales; Bondarzewiaceae. Gene Ontology annotation, cellular component: nucleus; MutSalpha complex. Gene Ontology annotation, molecular function: ATP-dependent DNA damage sensor activity; ATP binding; mismatched DNA binding. The coding region runs from base 1 to 2970 and encodes 989 amino acids. Gene Ontology annotation, biological process: mismatch repair; mitotic recombination. The transcript is spliced from 24 exons. The record is from RefSeq and is a predicted model, not a curated record.